GACGAGGUUAAAUGCCCCAGUCAUUAGAUUGGGUAAAGUCUAGGCUCGUUGUCACCUUCAGCCCUGAUUUUGACAGUCGAAGGUUUCCAGUGCCCGUGAGCGUAUGCUCCUGACGUAUUCGGGGAUCGGAUCAAUUUCCCCAUUUACGUAGUGCGAAUCGGAUUGAAUAUGCAUGAAAUUAUCACCCUGCAGCUCGGCCAACGAGCAAAUUAUCUGGCUACGCACUUCUGGAAUCUUCAAGAAUCUUACUUUACAUACAAUGAGGAUGAAGAGUCCCCCGUAGAUCAUGAUGUUCACUUUCGACCUGGUGUCGCAGCAGAUGGUACAGAGACCUUCACUCCUCGAACUGUUAUCUAUGACUUGAAAGGGGGAUUCGGCACUCUGCGCAAAUACAAUGCCCUCUACCAGCUGCCAGAGGAUGCGAAUCCCGGUCAAGGACUGUGGGACGGAAAAGAGGUCCUACAGCAACAGACCCCCAUCCUUCAGAGUAAUUACCAGAAGAACCUGGAUGCAGGGCUCCCCGCUCCCCCGCUAUCUUCUGAGACAGUUCGAUACUGGUCAGACUAUAAUCGUCUCUUCUACCACCCGCGAUCAAUUGUUCAGCUGAAUGAGUACGAGCUGAACUCCAAGAUCAUGCCAUUUGAGGACUGGGGUGUAGGGGAGGAACUCUUUAACGAUCUCGACAAGGAGCAUGAUUUGUUAGAUCGGGACCUGAGGCCCUUUGCCGAAGAGUGCGACCAAAUGCGCGCAAUCCAGCUUUUCACAGGCUCAGAUGAUGCAUGGGGUGGCUUCGCUGCCCAGUAUGUCGACAGAAUUCGGGAUGAGUAUGGCAAGAAGGCAGUCUGGGUGUGGGCUGUAGAGAAUGGCCGCAAGGUUGACCGGCAAACCCAAUACAAGCGUGAUCUGAAUAAGUCCCGGUCCAUCUACGCUAUUUCUCCUCAAGCUUCUCUAUAUACGCCUAUCGUCGACCCGCCUAGCCGGCUACCGUCAACGAUUCAUGUCGACCCUCACUCCGAGUGGUACACUUCAGCACUAAUCAGUUCCGCUUUGGAAACUGUGACACUUCCCACCCGUCUUCGCCCGUAUCACGACUUUGAGGCCUCAUUGGCAGGGGACGAUGGCGUCCACAAGAUAUUCGAGCUUCAGUCUACGAUUGUGCCAGAUGACGAGGUUGCCGAGCACUCCACGCAAGGUCCUAAGACGCACGCCGAUCAAGAAGAGAACACGGAAGGCCCAAAGCCCCAGACCAAAUUCGAACUGGACUUCACAUACAACGGCCUGGACAGCGACACCGCUCAUAUCUUCAAUCAACUUCAAGUGUCGCGUGGCAUAACCACCGAGCGGAAAGGCCAGUCCCCUAGUGAGGACCUGGGUACCGUGCGCAGGCAACGACUCUACAAUUCCGAGCCCAUGUUCCAGAGAUUUCAUGCGCCGCUGGCGUUCCCCAUCCUGGAUAGCUUCCCUCACAACAUGUUCACUCCUCCCCAGGCAAAGGAGAAGGUCCAAGUGCUUGCAGCGUUGACAGCUUCCUCCCGAACGGCCGAGAAGCUUAAGGUGCUAGAGACGCUCGCCGGGCGAGUCGCACAAGUGGAUGAGAGGGAGGCACUAGUCAACGGGUUGGGCGAGAUUAGAGAGUCGUAUGAGACUGGUUGGAUGAGCGACUCCGACUUUGAUGACGAUUAGACGUAUGGAGCAGCAAGUACGAGACAUGAAAAACAUAUCUCCAUGUGUUCAU
Aspergillus aculeatinus CBS 121060 is the source of this 1735-nucleotide messenger RNA. Its product is annotated as misato family protein. Lineage: Eukaryota; Fungi; Ascomycota; Eurotiomycetes; Eurotiales; Aspergillaceae. Gene Ontology annotation, cellular component: cytoplasm. The record is from RefSeq and is a predicted model, not a curated record. The coding region runs from base 169 to 1683 and encodes 504 amino acids. Gene Ontology annotation, biological process: mitochondrion distribution. The transcript has 5 exons.